AUGGCAGCGACCCUAGCUCACCAACCGGCCCCCAAACCCAAGAGCCUCCUCGGCCACCAACGCAUCCUCGCUCCCACGGCAGGUGUGCGGGUAUCCCCGUUAUGUCUCGGGGCCAUGAACUUCGGCGAGGCCUGGUCGGGCUUCCUGGGCGAGUGCAACAAGGAAACCUCGUUCGGCAUGCUCGACCACUUUUUCGAGAACGGGGGCAAUUUCAUCGACACGGCCAACAACUACCAAGGCGAGGAGACCGAGAAGUGGCUCGGGGAGUGGAUGGAGUCGCGGCGGAACCGCGACCAGAUCGUCCUCGCGACCAAAUUCACGUCCCCUUAUCCGUCCGAGCCCGUGACGAUAAAAUCGAACUACCUAGGUAACUCCUCCAAGAGCCUGCGCGUCUCCCUUGAGGCUAGCUUGAAGAAGCUUCGGACGAGUUACAUCGACUUACUGUACAUUCACUGGUGGGAUUUUACCACUUCGAUCCCCGAGAUCAUGAAAGCGCUGCAUCACGUCGUGGCUUCCGGGAAAGUGCUCUACCUGGGGAUCAGCGACACACCCGCUUGGAUCGUCAGCAAAGCGAACGAGUAUGCCCGCCAGCAAGGUCUUACCCAGUUCAGCGUCUACCAGGGCCUAUGGAACGCUGCAGUGCGCGACUUUGAGCGCGACAUCAUCCCCAUGUGCGAGUCCGAAGGGAUGGCUUUGGCUCCAUGGGGCGCACUCGGCCGAGGCGCGUUCAUGAGCCCGGAAGAUUACGAGAAGAAGGAGGAAGGUCGCAAGGUUGGCCAAUCCGAAAAUGGGAAGAAAGUCUCCGCAGCUCUCGACAAACUCGCAAAGGAAAAGGGAACCCUGAUCACCAGCAUCGCAUUGGCGUACGUGAGGCACAAGUCGCCGUAUGUCUUCCCGAUCGUCGGUGGGCGCAAGAUAGAGCAUCUGAAGAGCAACAUCGAGGCGUUGGGUAUCGAACUGAGCGAUGAAGAGAUCGAUGAGAUUGACGGCGCUGCGCCCUUUGACCACGGAUUCCCACUCAAUUUCGUUUUCGAGUAUGGAGGUGGCCCCAAGUACAAUUCCAGGAUGGGUCCGGGCGAUAUUUUCUUCGUGAAGUCUUCGGGCGGUUUGGACACUGUGCCGAGGAGCAAGGCUCCGAAGCCUCACAAGGACUGA
This is a messenger RNA of Letharia columbiana, 1155 nucleotides long. RefSeq lists its product as uncharacterized. Lineage: Eukaryota; Fungi; Ascomycota; Lecanoromycetes; Lecanorales; Parmeliaceae. The coding region runs from base 1 to 1155 and encodes 384 amino acids. The record is from RefSeq and is a predicted model, not a curated record. The transcript has a single exon.